AUGAAGUUUGUAUUAUUUGCACUGCUGUUCGUGAUAAAUAUUGUCCAUGCUGUACAAAUUGAUGGAUUAAAACUAUCUUCUCCAGUUUCCGAGCAUCGGUCUAAGAAGAGAGGCACUGCUUCUCAUUACCAUUAUCUCAACAAACGCAAUGAUACUUCAGGCCAGACUUCUGCCCUUUUUGAUUAUUCCUUGGAAAAAGUAUACGGAGUAAGUCUAGGAGGUUGGUUAGUUACAGAACCUUAUAUCACGCCUUCUUUAUACGAAGAUGCAGCCAGCUACGCCAAUAAUACCCAUAAUGGCACCGAGAAGAAGGUUCCAAAAGACGAAUAUCACUUAUGUAAGAAAUUGGGGAAAGAUGAAUGCUACACUCGUUUGCAUAGCCAUUGGGAUACGUUCAUUAACGAGACUGAUAUCAAGCAAAUUAGGGAGUGGGGAUUUAACACGAUUAGAUUACCAAUUGGCUAUUGGGCAUUUGCGCAAAGGAAAGAGGAUCCAUUCUGCUUUGGACAGGAAAAAUAUCUUGAUAAGGCGAUUGAAUGGUGUAGAAAGUAUGGAGUGCAUAUCUGGGUGGAUAUUCAUGGGAUGCCGGGGUCUCAGAACGGCUUUGAUAACUCUGGAUUGAGAGAUCAAGUUAACUGGUUGAAUAUCACGGAAAACUAUGAUCUCAGCCUAGAGGUAUUAGAUUAUGUCGCAAGGAAAUACGAUCAGCCAGAAUAUUACGACGUUAUUUCUGGAAUCGAAAACGUCAACGAGCCGUUAGGUCCUAAAAUUAAAAUGGAUAAGCUUAAGAAGUUCGAUAAGGAUACCUAUGGUCUACAACGAUCUGUUAGUAGUGACAACUACUUUGUUUUCCAUGAUGCCUUUAAGAACACAGGAUACUGGAACAAUGUGCUCAAGGAAAAUUCAAAUAUCACUACUCAUACCAAUUCUUCGUUCUAUAAUGGAUCGAUUUACAACAUUGUUAUUGAUCAUCAUCGUUAUGAGGUGUUCAGUACAGGUAUAUUGGCACUAAAUCUUACAGGCCAUAUCGAUGGACUAAAGGUAUAUGUGGAUGAAAUAGUUAAGAAUGAAUCAAUCCCUGUUAAGAUUGUGGGAGAAUGGUCCGGUGCAUUGACCGAUUGCGCAAAAUGGGUCAACGGCGUUGAUAGGGGAUCCCGCUAUGAAGGAGAAUACGAAUCAAAUGAGGUGAUUGGAAAGUGCAGCUACAGUAAUGACUAUACGAAGAUGAGCAACCAGAACAAGACUGAUACUAGAAAAUUGAUAGAAGCUCAGAUUGAUCUCUUUAAUAAAACGAAUGGCUUUAUAUUCUGGUGCUACAAAACGGAAAAUGCUCUUGAAUUUGAUCUUUCGAAGUUAAUUCAGUAUGGCCUAUUCCCUCAACCGUUGACGGACAGAAAAUACCCAGAUCUACUAAAAAGCAGCUCCGCAAGGACUGCGCUUUUCUCACACAGGCUUCAGCUACUAGAAGCCCUGGCAUUGAUCCUUUUAAUCGUAUAG
Messenger RNA from Brettanomyces nanus, 1497 nucleotides. RefSeq lists its product as uncharacterized. Lineage: Eukaryota; Fungi; Ascomycota; Pichiomycetes; Pichiales; Pichiaceae. The record is from RefSeq and is a predicted model, not a curated record. The transcript has a single exon. Bases 1 to 1497 code for a protein of 498 amino acids. Gene Ontology annotation, biological process: glucan catabolic process. Gene Ontology annotation, cellular component: extracellular region; cell surface. Gene Ontology annotation, molecular function: glucan exo-1,3-beta-glucosidase activity.